AUGAUACGCCUCUUACUUAUUCUUGCUUUUUGUACCAUCAGUCUUUCUCAUCUACGUGGACAAAAACCCAACCAGUUGACCAAAGAUGUAAUGUCGGUGCCGUUGUCACGUCAACCAACACUUCGCGAACGCUUAUAUGAAGCUGGAAACUGGAACAGUUAUGAAAGGCAAAGAGCACAUUAUCAGAGGAAACUGCUGGCAAAAUAUGCUGCAAAUCAAGCUGGAAAACUACGAUCAACUUCUGAGAUCGAUGAGUUCCUUCGGAAUUACAUGGAUGCGCAGUACUUCGGCACUAUACAGAUAGGAACUCCACCGCAGAAUUUCACCGUCAUAUUCGAUACAGGCUCAUCAAAUUUGUGGGUACCAUCGAAAAAAUGCCCUUUUUAUGACAUCGCAUGUAUGUUACAUCAUCGAUAUAACUCUGCUGCCUCAUCUACUUAUGUGGCAGAUGGACGUAAGAUGGGAAUUCAAUACGGAACUGGUUCUAUGAAAGGGUUUAUUUCUAAAGACGACGUCUGUAUAGCUACAGUUUGUGCAGAUGGCCAAGCAUUCGCUGAGGCAACAAGUGAACCUGGCAUUGCUUUCGUUGUUGCGAAAUUUGACGGCAUCUUAGGCAUGGGUUUUCAGGAAAUUUCUGUUCUUGGGAUUACUCCUGUUUUCCAGACAUUCAUUGACCAGAAGAAAGUUCCAAGUCCAAUGUUCGCUUUUUGGCUUAACAGAAAUCCCUACUCGAAGCUCGGAGGUGAAAUUACCCUAGGUGGAAUGGAUUCACGACGAUACGUCGAACCAAUCAUUUGGACUGAUGUUACUCGUCGUGGAUAUUGGCAGUUCAAAAUGGACAAGAUUAAAGGCGGCUCGUCAAUAGUAGCGUGUCCUAACGGAUGUCAAGCCAUUGCUGACACAGGUACUUCUCUUAUCGCUGGGCCGAAAGUGCAGGUUGAGGCGAUUCAGAAAUAUAUAGGAGCUGAACCAUUGUUGAGAGGAGAAUACAUGAUCCCUUGUGAUAAAGUGCCGAGCCUUCCUGAUAUCUCAUUCGUGAUAGAAAGCAACGAAUUCGUGCUCAAAGGAGUGGACUACGUUUUAAAUGUUACGACAGCCGGAAGGUCAAUCUGCCUUUCUGGAUUUAUGGGGAUUGAUCUUCCAGAAAAGAUUGGUGAAUUAUGGAUACUUGGCGAUGUGUUCAUUGGGAGAUACUACACUGUUUUUGAUGUUGGGCAGACACGUCUUGGGUUUGCGCAAGCGAAGGAUGAACACGGACGCGCAGUGCCUCCUGCAGUGCAAAAAUUCCAAACGAUUGAGGUCAGUGUAAUUUAUAGACGUUGA
Molecule: messenger RNA, 1323 nt
Organism: Angiostrongylus costaricensis
Lineage: Eukaryota; Metazoa; Nematoda; Chromadorea; Rhabditida; Metastrongylidae
Source: the annotation of a GenBank genome assembly